Molecule: messenger RNA, 2724 nt
Organism: Leishmania mexicana MHOM/GT/2001/U1103
Lineage: Eukaryota; Euglenozoa; Kinetoplastea; Trypanosomatida; Trypanosomatidae
Exons: 1
Coding region: 1-2724 (907 amino acids)
Source: RefSeq, a predicted model, not a curated record
AUGCCUCUGUAUAGCAUCACGAUAUGCCCAUUGAAGCUCACUGCGUACUUCUGCCGCCAGGGCUCCGUGUAUGUGGUGGUGAUCUCGCGCAAAGGGCUUGAGGUCGCGACGAACCCGUCGAUCUGCAGCAGCCACAACGAGGUCAUCUUUUCCGACGUCGACGGCCUCAGCAGCGCGAGGGUGUUUGAGCUGUCAUUCAACUCACCAAAGGAUCGGCGAAUCCUGAGCUUUGGCAUUUACGACGUAACCAACCGCAAGAACUCCGCCAAGCUCACGGGAUUCGAAAUCCCGCUGGCGGGCAUGUGCAGCGUGCUGGCUGGUGAAUCCAUGUGUGAGAAGAAGGGCAUCUCCUUCCGCGUUUCCGGACAGUCGGGACGCCUCGACGUCAUCUUUCGCAUGCACCCCGUUGGCACACCAGUCCCGCAGUUGCGUGUGGUGCAGGCAAACGAGCCCACACCCGGAAUGGCGGCCGAUGUGCUGGGUGCCGCUUCCCAUCGCAGUGCGGGGGUGGCCUCACUCGGGUCCGGUGGUGGCGGCGACGCCGGCACUGGAUUGACCAGGUCCACCCGACUGCCGGAGCACGCGCUGCAGGCCCUUAUACGUGAGGGAAUCAUCCCAAGCGACGUGGACGCGGUGGAGAUGGACCUUGACCUGGCGAAUGAGAUCGCCGUGCGCACCACUGUCCUCUUCCCCAGCCGCACCGACCUCGAAGACCAGAUCCGCACGCUAACGCGAGAAAUCCAGAAGCUAGAGUACGAUGCGCAGUACGCCGCGAAGGACAAGGUCGUCGCCGGCUCUGCCGCGUCCGCCGCGCUACGGAACGAGAUUAACUACUGGAAGGAGAAGGUGAAGGAGAUCGACGACAAGUCCGCGCACGAUGCUGGCAUCGCGCAAAAGACCGAAGAGCUGCAGCCGAAGCCGGCCAUCUCGCAGGAAUACAUUGCUGAAAUUGAGGCGCAGCUGGCGACGAAGCAAAUCGAGAUGUGCAGCCUCGAAGCGCAGCAGAGUCACCGCGACGUCACAGAGGACGCGAUGAGACUCUUGGACCAGAUCGAUCACUUGCAGACGAUACUGGUGGAGCUGAAGAGUGAGGGGGCCACGCCAACAACGCUGAAGAGGAAGGAUUGUGACAUUGCCGAGAACGGCGACCGCUGGGACAAGCUGGCCGCCAAGCUGUACGAUGCCGAGAGCAUGACAGAGCAGCUCAAGCAGACGGUGAUGGCGCUGAACCGCGUGCAGUACGAGCCCUACCUUGCUGGCGUGGAGGCUGGGUUCAUGCACACUGUGCCAAAGGAGUUGGAGUUUGUGGUGAAAAACCCGCGCACGCCAGGCAACCUGCCGCCCCAGAUCAGCAACCCCACGGCAUUGGCGGCGGCUCCACCGACUGGCCAACCCGCUGGAAGCGACGCGACGGGAGACAUACUGGACGACUUGUUUGGUGCACCUCCGAUGCAGGCACAGCCGGCUGCCGCGCCGGAAAAAACGGCCGCUUUUCCUUCCCCGUCCCUCUCAUGCACAGCAUACGAGCCUCCCAAGGCGGCGCAAGUCACGCCUGUUUGGGCGCCAUCAGCUGACGGUUCAGCGCCCAGCUCGUCCCCUGCUCCACAGCCAUCGCAGUUGAUGCCUACUGCGCCCGGUGCCCCAGAAGCCUCGCAGCCGAAACCAGCGGCAGCGGGCCCCGCGGAAGCCCAUCCUGCGCCAAACUUACUGACAGUGAGCGCACCGUCAGCACCGCCCUCGCCAGCUGCUCAGCUCGACUCCACGGCUGCGGAGCGACCGGUGGAGGCGGCCGAGCCAAAUGUGUUGCCUGUGCACGGCUCGCCCAGCCAGGACUUCGCCGCCGCCACCCCGGUGCCGAAUGCGUCCCCCAUGGGCGCAGAGAUGACCGUGCCCGAGACCCGUGUGACUCACCGAGGCGCUGGCAUGGCAAGUGCAACUCCAUCUCCGGCGGCGGCGCCAGCGAGUGUUGUACCGCCUUCACGGGAAGUGCCAGUGCAAGCACCACGGUCGAACUCCGUAGCUGCCACUCAGAGCAGCCAUGAAAUGCCAGCGGCGCAGCUUCUGCAACCGCAGCCGCAAAGCGCACCCCCAACUCAGCAGCAGCAGCCCCCGCUGGCAAGCUACGGCACCGCGAUUCCCGGGACGGCUUCCUACCAGGUGCAAGAUGCCGGACAGCGGCCAGGCUACCCAUCCCAGUCGCAACCACAGUUGCAGCAGCAGGCGUACAAUCAUCAGCAGCAGGCGUAUGGUCAGCAGCCGCAGCAGGCGUACGGUCAGCAGCAACAGCAGCCGCAGCAGCAACAGGGGCCACCAGUGCCGCCCUUCGAACGCCGUCCACCGUCGCUGGAGGAGAUCCCGUACACUGGUUUCUACGGCAUUCCCCUUAUGGCCCGUGGCUGCCCUAUCGACAUCUAUCUUGACGGCAAGAGCCCAACGCGUGGCACGGAGCUAACCUUCAUCAACAACGCUGACUAUCAAAUCAUGAUCGGCGGUGUCGAGCUGAAGCAGGAGGAUAUCUUCUCCCCUGACCCGAAUAGCGCCAAGACGAUUCCGACACAACGGUGGCCGCAGCACAUCUGGGUACCGGGUGGCGGCAGCCGGCAGAGUUGCACCAUCGCCCUUCACCCGUCCUUCCCCCGUGGGUCGUCUAUCAUGGCGCUCGUCAUUGUGUACGUCUUUAACGAAGGACACUACACGCCGUUCACAGCGCGCUUCACCAUCUAG